AAGUAGCAUUUAUAGCGAUAAAUGUAUUUGUUGGUGGUGAUGGAAAGUGCAAAUGGGUAGAACAACUGAGCCACACUCGGUCAUUGUGGAAUAUUUCACCGAGGUGAUUUUGUGAGAUUAUUUCCCAUUGAUUUCAGUCAGACUCACACGUAACAAGGGAGUAUUAGGAGUGCAGCUCCUAUUUGGGUAAUAUUACCAGCAUGGAGCAUAGGAUCUCCUUAUUUGCCCUGCUUCUGGCUAGGGAAAGUACUAUGCACUGACUUCCUCACUGCUGUGGCUACAUUGCAACCAGGACUCCAGUUAACUCUUAUAAACCUGGCUAUGAUGUCUCCAUAGAGCAUAGUAGUUGAAGACUAGGUGACCGUUUCCACCUGCAAACUGGAAUAACCUACUGCAGGUUGGAGGCGGACACCAUAUAGCACCCUGCCACCAUUGCCACUAAUCUCCACUCGUGGCACAAGUAGAAAGCCCACAGCUGUUGCGUGUUUUCGUGACAGCCUGGGGACAGCACCUGUAGAAGGUGCCCCCACCUCCAAAGGCCACCAAUGCCCCAAAAUGCUCAGGGCAGAUUCAGAACUUCUGCAGGCCAUGGGUAAUUCAGGGGUUGGCAACCUUUUUCAGAUGCAAACUGGAAUAACCUAACCCAGGUUGCAAGUAGUGGGUGCUAGGACCUGCAAGUAGUCUCUGCCCAUGGCACAGCUAGGAUGCCCACAGCCGGCAUUACUUGCCACAGCAUCCUGGGGAGAGCACCUGCAGAAAGUGCCCCUCACCACCAAAUGCCACCAAAACCCCUGGGCCUGAUUCAAUGGUUAUGCAGGCCAUUGGUUGAAAAUCCCUGCUGUGCUCAAUUCCACAGUGUAGGUAUAACACAAGGUACACCACUGCGAUUCCACAUGCAGGUGGGGCCUGCAGCUGAACAUAGAAAUGAUGGGCAAAGUGUAGAAAAUCUUUAGUCUACGUAAUCUCUGUUCCUAUGGAAGUGAGGUUAUUGUCUCAUCAACCAUAAUGUCUGGCAUUUCUUCCACAGGAAAAGAAAACCUGCCAGGUGCCUCAGUUUCUGUUAGUAUUAUCCAGUAGGAAGUGUGCACACAUUGCCCAAGGCAUCUUGUUCUUGUCCAGGACUUCAAACACAGCCACAUGAAGCGGAAAUGAAGAGUGGGAAUGAAACUUCUUCAGCAGACUUCAUUCUGCUGGGAAUCCUGAGCCGGACCAAUGUACACAAGUUCUCCAUGGCCACGAUCUUAUUAGCCUUCAUCGCCGCCUUGUCUGGGAAUGCUCUUCUCAUACUUGUAAUCCAAGUGGAUUCCUCCCUUCACACUCCCAUGUACUUUUUCCUCAGACAAUUGGCCUUCAUGGACAUCUGUCAGACACUGAUCAUUGUCCCCAAAAUGUUAGCAGACUUCCUGAUCCCAGGCAACCCCAUUUCUCCAGCUGGCUGUGGGGCUCAGAUUUUCCUUGCGUUGACAAUGGGCGUAUCAGAGUGCCUCCUCCUGGCAGUCAUGGCUUAUGACAGGUACAUAGCGAUCUGCAACCCCUUGCAGUACCCCAUCCUCAUGAGCAGGAACAUCUGCUUUCUUUUAUCAGCUGGAGUCUGGAUGGGAGCAUUGGUAAAUGCCUUGAUUGAGGCAGUGUUUACACUGGCUCUCCCCUACUGUGACUCAAAAGAGAUUGACCAAUUCUUCUUUGAGGUCCCAGCCCUGCUCAAAUUAUCCUGCUCUGACACCUCUCAGCAUGAGACUCAGGUAUUUGAGAGUGGCAUUGUUCUGCUCCUCAUCCCUUCUUCCAUUAUACUAGCAUCUUAUGCUUGUAUCCUCUCCAGGGUCCUGAGGAUGAAGUCAACCAAGGGACAGCAGAAAGCUCUGGCCACUUGCUCAUCCCACCUGACUGUGGUGGUUAUGUUUUACGGGGCAGGCAUCUUCAUGUACAUGAGACCCAGCUCCUACCACUCCCCAGAGCAAGACAAGAUUGUUUCUCUGUUUUACACCAUUGUCAGCCCACCACUCAAUCCACUCAUCUACAGCCUGAGAAACAGGGAUGUCUUACGAGCCCUAAGAAAGCUGAUUGGGAUAUUCAGAGUCUUCCUGCAAAAUUGACAGAAGCUGUACGUUACCAUGAGCUAAGUCUCAUUCAACUGAGAAGGCCGCCGGCAGGGUUUUCUGGAUCAUUUAGAAGGAAGCUAACAUUUCUCAGUCACGUAACAGCCUGUGCCCUACUGAGAGUCAUGGGCUUUUGGGCUUUGUCACUUAAAUGCUUAGAAAGAGGUUUGAAGAAAUGUACCCCACUCUCCCUGUUCAUUAGUGUUUUCCUGCUUCAGGAAAUUUAACCAAAUUAUUGCAAACACUGAAGACUUCAUGGGGGAUUGAAACUUUCUAUUUCCCUGAUGCUGCCCCUGCACAAGGCCCAAGCCCCCCUGCAGGAAAUACGUCAAAUGGAAGGGCAACCAAAAUGGGCCCUGGGAUGAAAGUUUAUGAGGAAGGUAUGAAAGAACAAGGGUUAUUUAGGAUGGAUAGGAAUAGACUGGGGGGGAGGGAGGUAUAAUAGUGUCUCAAAUACAUGAAGAGUGAUUAUAGAGAGAAAGGAGAUAGGCUUUUCUUUGUGGCUUUAAGUGACAGGACUAAGAGCAAGGGCCACAAGCCAGAGCAGGGGAAAUUGAAGUUGGAGAUUAGGGGAACUAGCUGCCAUUGGGAGUGGUUGCAAAGGGAUGAGGCUACCAAGAGAAGCUGUGGAUUCUCCAUGCUUGGAAACGUCCAAAAGCAGGUAAGACAGACACUUGGCUGUGGUGGUUUAGUCAGGGAUGAUCGUGGCUGGAGCAGGGGCAUGGGCCACAGGACCUGGUGAGGUUUCUUUCAGCCUAUGAUCCUAAGUGCUUAGAAGCAGAUCUUCCCAACCACUGCAAGGCGCUGUACUUUAUGUCUGAUUCCUGUCUCACUUCACGUUGUUUUUCCCCCAGAUUCAUUCCACUGAGGUCAAAGGUAGAACACGUGGUGUGAGCGGGUGUUUUAGUUAGAGUGGCAUCUGGACAGCCACUCUAUUAAAAAUCCCGCAGCAUCACAUAUAAUGACUUCCUGUGUGUUUAAAAAUGACCGCAGGAUGCUUUAUCUAGAGUUUGUUCGACAAGUUUUAGGUAAAGCACCCCAAUGGCCAAUUUUAUCCAUGCCAGGGUUUAAUACACAUGACACUGCAGCAAUGCGGGGCAGCCGCGAUUAAUAGGAUCUGCUCCAAGGCAUUGUAGUGAGAACUGCAAAGAGCACCUUUCUAGGCAGCCAUAAUUUUUACACAAGAGAAAAAAACCUCUAUUUUAGAUUAACCUGUUCUAUUUAGCAGCCUUAUUUUUUUUAAAAAAAGGCUGUUACCCAAGAAUCUCUCUGAGCCUUGUGUAAAAUAAAUAUAUUUGAUUUAUUCAAGACACCACUGAAAAGGGCAACAGGGAGAAACAGGAAGCUUUCUAGGUUUACAUCCAUGGCAAGAAUGCUGAGCAUUAAAUGAGAACAAAGCCGUGUUUGAACGUCCCUUUUUUUGUGCCUGGCACACACGGAGCUGAUCGGCAGACAGAACAAAUGAAUGAAGGACAUUAAUCAAAUAAAGGAAUUUUUCAUCAAAAAUAAAUAAGACCUUGACAAAUGAAUUGGUUAAUAGAAUAACUAUUUCUUUCACCUGUCAUGUUUGCCAGCUGUACAAUCAGACUGAUAUUUUGGUGCUAGUUCUCAAAGAAGCAAUGGACCAAUUUUGUGAAGUCUCAAAAUGAUCUGGGACCUGAAAGAAAAGACUUAUGAAGAAAGGUUGAAAGAACUGGGGCUAUUUCAGCUGGAUAAGAGAAGACUGAGGUGGGAUUUGAUCACAGACUUCAAAUACUUGAAGGGUCAUCAUAGGGAGAUGGGCUUUUCUCUGUGCCUACUGGGGACAUGACUUUUUUUCCUACUGGUUUCACUCCAUUGAGGCUGGGCUAAAUGUGACCUUUGAGGUCUUGUGACAUCCUUAUGAGCCCUACUUUCCUACGAUCAUAGGAUCCUAUGAUCAUAAAUGCUUAGACGCAGAUCUUCUGAAUAAUUUUUUUUAAAAAGAGUGAGGGACUGUGCUUUAACUCCUGUCUCACUUACAUUGUUUUUCCACCAGCUUCACUCCACUAAGGCCAAUGGUAGAAAACAUGUUUUUUAGAAAGAAGAAGAAAAACUCCAAUUUAAUCUAAGCUUUUCUUUUUAGGAGAAAAGAUUAUUAUUUUCUUUAUGAGGAAAGCUUUUACCAAGUAUCUGUAAGCUUUAUGUAAGACAAAUUGAUCUGAUUUAUUUAAGACAUCACAUAAAGGGCAACAGGGAGAAACAAGAAGUUCACUAGCUUUAUAUCCAGGGUGAGAUGGCACAGGAGCAAAUGAAAACAAAACUGUCUCAACGUUCCUAUCUUUGUGCCUGGAAGAAAUGGAGCUGGUCAGUAGACAGGACAAAUGAAUGCAAGACAUCUAUCAAAUGAAGGAUGUUUUUGUUAAAAAUAAAUAAGAUGUUGAAAACUGAA
Messenger RNA from Alligator mississippiensis (American alligator), 4506 nucleotides. Its product is annotated as olfactory receptor 2T27-like. Lineage: Eukaryota; Metazoa; Chordata; Crocodylia; Alligatoridae. The coding region runs from base 1149 to 2093 and encodes 314 amino acids. Gene Ontology annotation, cellular component: membrane. Gene Ontology annotation, molecular function: olfactory receptor activity; G protein-coupled receptor activity. Gene Ontology annotation, biological process: G protein-coupled receptor signaling pathway. The transcript has a single exon. The record is from RefSeq and is a predicted model, not a curated record.